GAACUUUGCGAUGGAGUUUGCGCAUGUCGCGCACGCCAUCGUGGUUUGAAUUUUGUUUCCGGCCGCGCUAAAAAAUGUGAAGGGGACAGCGGAACGAAACUGUCUGCUCUACGGGAAAACAGUGCCCGCUUGCCGUCGUCCUGUUAAUACUCCAUCAGAUUUAGAAUGUAGCCUGGGUUAAUAAUUGGUCUGCAGUCCGGCACACAUGCCAGUCUGCAGGGAUCACACUGUAGCCUGUGGCAGCAGUCAGUGAUGGGCGUUGGUGACAGAUGACUAUUCCCCGCCGUGGCCCCAGCAAGCAUUGGCCCUCUGCUGCUAUGGCUUACCGCACACCCAACUACACUCACGAGCAGAAGCUGUACUUCCUGCAGCGCAUCCAGGGGGUGGUGGACAAGGUGCAGGACUUCCGUAAGGAUGUGAACACCACGGUGAAGCGUAACGCGGCCUGGAACGAGCUGCUGGUGGCGUUCAAUGCCGCCUUCCCCGACCGGCCUCCCAGCAGCAUGGCCAUGUUGAAGACCUUGUGGAAGCGCAUGAAGGUGGAAAGCAGGAACGCUCUGAUCCGGCGGCAGGAGCAGAUUGCGGCCGGCGUGCCCGUCACGGCGCUCACCGAGAUCCAGCGUGAGGUCUCCUCCAUAGUCCCCAAUUUGGUGGUGAAGAUGGAGGCCACCGUAGAUGCCGAUGCCAUCGUUAACACCCACAUCAAAGCGGAAUCCGGGACAUUUGCCGUAGGAGCGAGUGGCUGCGACCAGGAGGAUAUAACUGCCACCCAAAUUGAUGGCUCGCUGGACCGAGUCUAUACCCACACCACUCCCAGUGGCUCCGGUUUCCCUGAUGGGUCACACUGGACCUCUGUCCCGACAGCCACAAUGCCCACGGCUGAUGGGGGAAAGACCAGGACUGUUAUAGACUCUCACUUGGAUGCCAGGGUGCUGGAGCUGUCCGAGAGGGAACACCAGCAGAAAAUGAGAGUGCUGCUGGUUAAGGAGCUGAUGCUGGAGGACAAGCGGAAAGCCCUGAAGCAAAAAGAGAAGGCCUACAGAUACAAGAAGAGGUACUACCAAACAAAACUUCAGAAGCUGGGGGCUGAGGUGCACUCCUCCAGUGAUGAGGACUGACUGCUGUUUGUCAAAAGGCAUUUUUUUUAUAAUGGUUAUAUAAAAAGAAACAAGCAACAUCUAUAAUAUACAAAGUUUUCUUAAUGUUUUUUUUUUUAUUAUGACUGUUUUAUGCAACAUGCAGUGUUAACUUCAGGGUCCUGUCACGCUCUUUGCUGACAAAUGUGCCGUUUCUUUAGGCCGUUUACAGCGCGUUCUGUAAUACAGUAACCCCUUCACAUUCUUACAUUUGACAUUUGUGAUUUUGGUUAUUCGUGAGUCGGCCAGUUUGGCAAUUUGACAUGCAUAGUGUACAGUCCAGUGGUGUUUGUUUAGAAAUUGGUAAUGAUAUCAUUCAGGCUGGCAGACUGGUUGAGGUUAGGGGGGGGGCAAAGUAUUAUUCACAAAUAUUCGCAUUUACAGGAAUCUUCCAUUUUCCCUUGCAAAUGUGAAGGGGUUACGGUCCUAUACAGAAAUUCCCUAAUAAUCAGGCUUUUCUUUUAAAACUACAAUUAUGCAUUAUUUUUACAAGCUACGGCGGAGUUAAAUCCAUCUGCUGUCUGCUGUCAGAGGCUAUUGAGGAAACGCACCAUUUAACAACCUCUCCACAGUAAUGUUUUCCUGCAGC
Paramormyrops kingsleyae is the source of this 1725-nucleotide messenger RNA. Lineage: Eukaryota; Metazoa; Chordata; Actinopteri; Osteoglossiformes; Mormyridae. The record is from RefSeq and is a predicted model, not a curated record.